AUGGCCUGCUCACGUUGCGGGAGGGCUUCCGCAGUCAAUUGUGAGAAGUGUGCAGAAGGGCUGGAGCAGAACGGCGAACCUUCUCAGAUCUUGUACUGCGGACGACAGUGCCUGGAAGCCGACAAGAAGGCUCAUGCGAGCGACUGCGGAUUGAGGAUUGACCGCUUGCAGCUCUUCCGCGCCGGCAAGCUGGUCCAGGAUGCCUUUCUCCAGAGUCGCGAACAACCCUUUGAUCUCUGCAUCGAGUCGGUGAAGAAGAAUGGUCACCGGUUGAUCAUGAAGGAACCCAAGGUUUACAAGAAGAAUGGACCAAUCUACUUCGAGUUCCCGAACGAGAUGUUCGACAAUGAGCGCGACAAGAAGGCUAUGUUGACCUGGAUGACUUGCAGCGAUGGCCUGGCGCAAAUGUUCAACCUCUUAGAGGCUGCCGUCCAGGGUCUGUUCACCAAAGCUUCGGAAGUGUGUCUUCAGCUGCGGGCGGAGCUAGCACGAAUUGAUGACGGGUCGAACUGGAGACUCCGGUGGUCCAAUGGUGGAUGA
Molecule: messenger RNA, 540 nt
Organism: Recurvomyces mirabilis
Lineage: Eukaryota; Fungi; Ascomycota; Dothideomycetes; Mycosphaerellales; Teratosphaeriaceae
Exons: 2
Coding region: 1-540 (179 amino acids)
Source: RefSeq, a predicted model, not a curated record